AUGACCCACUGGUAUUGGGCACCUCUCGAAAAGCCUUGGUCGAAUCUUCUGGCAAAAUACUGUAUUUUUGUAGCCAGGUAUGAUUAAAUUGUUUCUACUGCAUGUCGUGCGUAGAGAAAAUUUGGAGAAAAAAUGAAGAAAAAUUCCAUGGCAGAGGUUAAUUUUUUUUUUUGCGACGUCUGCCCUACUUUUCGUAUUAAAUUUUUUGGUGCAUUCCGCGCCUAUUUAGCCGUGUUUUUUUUCUGACCAAAUUACCGUAAGCCUUCAGGUAUCAGGUAUUAAAGCGAAAGCGCAAAAAGUUUGAUAUCUUGAAGCGAAUCUUGAAAACAGUCUAAUAGGUUGUGGUAUUCCUUGACAAGUUUGCGCGGAAUUCAAUUAAUCACGACGUUGAACCGACUACUCAGACCUCGGUAUCCCAAACCGGACGCUUUCUAGCGUUCAAGUAAUCGCUAAAAUGAUUACUAGAAAGGAUUAGAAACGCCCGGAUCGCGUCCGGUUUGCAUUACCGAAAUCCGAGUGUUUACAGACACCCAUGGCCUUUCAUCCUCCUACCGACGUUUCUCACGAUAUUUCUGUCUACAGGGAUUUUGCUUAACUUUAAGGUCCUUUCUCAAUUUUGUUUCGCUUCGUACAAAGUCUUAUUUGAGAUCGUCCGAGGGGUCAACUACUUGUACUCGCCCCUCGAUGCCAAAUGGAAGUCUGAAGAAGCAGUUCUAGGAGAAAAUUGGGCGAAUGAUGACAAACACUUCUAUCCAGGUCGAACAAUGGAGAAUUCGGUUUUAUCAGUGGUUUCAGGGAAGGAUCUAAUGAGAAGACGUGGUUUGUACAUUAUUGUCAAAAGCUCUGAUGGCGGUGACGUUCUUCGCAGGGAACAGGCUCUUGAAUUUAAAGAGGUUUUCAAUCCUAUUUUGGAGAAAAAAAAAUGGAAUGAACAAAAAGAUAAUGCACUGGAUUGAAAAGUCGAACAUGACAUCUACGACCGGCGAAUGGUUCUCUUACAAAGAUAUCUGUCUCCACUUUCAGGUGAGUGUUUCCUUUUGAAAAACAUUGAUUCGUGGUCAGAUAAAUACCUAAAUAUUUCUUUGAUGAAGUGAGUCCGAUUCUAGGGAUUUCCAGAGGCAAGAAAUUCGGUUUGAAUUAUUCGAAUCAUUUAUUUUUUAUACGACUGAAAUUCAAUCCUAAAGAUGAUUAUGUUUCUGAUAAGUUCGAGAAAAUGUAACUUCCUAGACCUUUGCUUUAUUGUUAUAGAAGUUUUUUGUGAUCUGCAAAAAACAGACUGGGAAUCUGAUAAUUUCGUUUGAUGCAGUGCUAUACCCUGUGAUCCGAGAAGAGCUGUUUUUUUUUUUGGUGAAUAUAUUCGAUAAAAUUGAAGCUUUAGCCGUCUUUUCAUUGUGAACUUUGGUAAGGGCUUGGUUACUAUUAGGUUGAAAAGAUCCGUUUUUACCUCGAAGGGUACAUUUAUUUUCAGAACGAUUGCUUCUCCAACACUCAUGCAAAACUGCUUGCCGACAUUUUCGCGAAUGGACACGUAAAAAACUUCAACGUUACUUUCCCCAGCUACCGCAGCCGCUUUACGACAGAACCAAUCGACGUUUCCAAGGCGAGAUUUGCCAGUUUUUGUUGGAGAAUUUCAGCCAUUGAUAGGUACUCGGAAACGUGACUGUCGACGAAAACGGCGUUGUCAAGACGGCUUCUGCCUGGCUCAUUCUUUACCAGUUGAAGCAGUUUGAGCCGAACAUGGCCGAGUGGAGCAGGUAUUUACAGAUAUCCUGUCAACUUCACACAGCCUUGCCUUCUAGGACUUUCGAGAAAGAAGUCGGACGGAGCAUCGACGAAAGACGCGCUCCAGAGCGCUUGCUCGACCUCUACUACUUCCACUCAGCGACUUUCGAUUUGGAGCUGGAAAAAGAGAACCGAAGAAUAACUCCAAAGUUUUCCAUAACUUUCACAGCGCUCAUCAUUUUCUCGAUUCUCACAACUUUUACCUUUAAAUGGGUUACAUUUCCGGCUUCCGAGAAAAACACAAGGACAUGGCCGAUUGUCGAUUGGGUGAGUAGUUGAUCACCCUGAACAUUCGAUGGCCUAUAUUUUGAGGUCCUGAGUAAACCUCUGAUUGGUAUCUGCGGAGUGGUAAUCACCCUGAUGGCCAUCAUCUCUUCCACCGGUCUCCUCCUCCUUCUCGACGUCACUUUUGUGGACAUGUGCACAGUGAUGCCAUUCCUGAGUCUUAGUGAGUCCUCGGAUCUUUCGGCGGUGCCAACCAGCUUGCAGCAAUCGGAAUCGACGACACGUUUCUGAUGCUGGCAGCUUGGCACGAGACACCCCGGAGCGACUCUGUUGAAGUGGGAACUCUGCAUUUCCCGAAUUCCAACACUUUCUCUCAACAGAAAAGAAUAGAGGCUUCUAUGAGACACGCCGCCGUUUCCAUCUCCAUUACCAGUCUCACCGACGCCUUAGCUUUCCUCAUAGGCGCCAUCGCUCCAUUGCCAGCAGUUUGUUUUUUUUUUUUUCAAAUAUAUUCCAAUACUACGGCUGGUGCAAAACUUCAAAAGUUUUACUCAGGUCAUGUACUUUUGCUACUACUCGUCUGCCGCCAUAGUCUUCAUCUUCGUGUACUGUUUGACCAUUUUCGUCGCCGUUUUGUCGCUUCAAGGCCGGCGCGAAAACGAAUGUCUAAACUCGGUAACCGGCUCGACUACUGUUGACUUCAAUGAAUUCGGUUAGUUCUAUUUAGGAAAGGAAUGGAUUCGUUCUGAAAAAAUUCCUCUUAUUUUGAAACGUUUAGGCAACGCGAGUGGUGCAGAGCUGCUACUGAACAUGGGGUCGCAGUUAGAGAAGCCUUUUCGUGUUCAGAACAACAAUGACUAUACUGCUUAUUCUAAGGUAAUCAUUCAGAUGGCUUAUUCAUCUUAUUUUUCAGUAACAAGAAAAUGAAAGGAAUUUAGGCUUUUCGAAAAAUCAUUUCAUAUUUUUCAUCUUUAAACAGAUAGCCGCGUUAAAAGAUAAAUAUAGAAGUAAAAAAAAAACAAAAACUGGAAAUGACUUGUGGACCAAAAUUCCAAAAAAAAAAACUGAUCGGUCAUUCGAUUUUAAAGGGUUUUUUAAUGCAAUAUGAUGAGAAAAAAAAAUAGGAUUGCUUUUUCGAAGGAGACUCAAGACCACCGAAUGUGGUACCAACAAUUCUUCGAAGACGUCUACGCCCCUUUCGUGGCCACUCCGAUUUGCCGCUUUGCGGCCCUCGCUCUCUACGUCGCUUACGUCAUUUUCGCCUACAGGGGCUCCAAAAACCUUCUGAUCGGUUUCGACGUGAGUCGGAAAAGAGUAGUCGGAAAAGAAAAGAGUAGUCGGAAAAGAAAAGAGUAAACUUUCCAUCCGUGCACUUUGUAGCUGAUCAACAUCGUUCAAGAGUCUUCGGUUUCGAGAAAGUUUCUGCUCACUCGGCAGCAGCUUUUUCCCGAAGACACCAAGGUCUUUCAAACUCUCGAAAUCGUUUUCAGUGAGAUAUAACUGCAGGUUAUGGACAUUGCCGUGAUGAAACCUCCACGAAUGUUCGACCCUGUGGAGCGCCAACAAUUUCUUGACCUCGUCCAAGACUUUGAAGUAAAGUUGAGCCUAAAACAAAAAUUCACUCGAGCAGAAUACGUGGUGCUCUGCCGGUCGGAACUCCACUCAGUUUUGGUACUUCACCUUUGAGAAGUAUGUCGCGGACCUGGGUUUCGGCAAUGACUUCAACAAAAUUGCCAACAACGAAACGGUAUCCUUUUUUCACAAACUCAAAACGCAUCAAGAGUUUUUUGCAGAAGUUCAACAAAAAUCUGCGUAGUUUUCUAAUGACAAAUGAACGGUUCGCCUACGACGUCCAGACGCGAAACAACAGUCCGACGGCUUUCCGGCUGUCGACACGGCUGCGGCGAGUCGACGACGAUGAGAGCAUGAGUCGCUGCGCCGCUACCAUGAGGUUCGACUUCUCAACUCAAUGCUCCGUCAGAAAAUGAGGAGUGAGACAGGGAAAUCGUUGAUUUUGGUUUGAGAGGCCUGAUGGGUUUUAACAAGGAAGCUUGAGCAAUAAAUUUUUAGUUUUUCAGCUUCUAUUUACUUCAGGUCGCUCUCUUCGUUUCACGCAGUCUUUCAAGUCUCGACCUACUCGCCGAUCUGGCACAUCGCCGACGAGUACGACAUCAUGUGGCCGCAGACUCUCCAGGACAUCUACAUCUCCAUUGGUCUUUCCGUUUUGGCUUAUGCUCAACAUUUUUCUUUCAGCUGUCAUGAUCCCAGUUGCUCUUCUCUUCAUUCCACAACCUCUAUGCUCUCUUGUCAUUGGUCUGUUUUACUUGUAGGACCUUAAAAAGUUUUAGUUUUCGAGUAGACCGCUGGUACCUAGAUUCGAAAGACGCUUCGCUAACGCACGAACAGCGGAAUGUCAUUCCGUAAAAUUUCAAGUCGUGGCACACAGACUAUAAUAAGUUCCUAAUAACGUGAACAGCCGAAAACUCUGAAUGUUACACUUUUUUCAACGGGUCCCUAGUCUUUAUCUGUUUUUGUUUUAUUGUAGUAGUUGAUUCUGAUAUUUGAUUGUUUAUUAGAAGAAUUCAGCCAGGGUACAACUCUAGAAGUAUUCAGGAGCGAACAUAGCGUCGAUCGCGUUCGGCGUCAUCGGAUUCAUGUCUUUGCUUGGCGUGAGUCUCGACGCGACUUCCAUGAUAACUGUGGCUAUGAGUGUUGGCUUUUCUGUCGGUUCUCAUCCAUCGGAACAAAAAGUUCUCAAAAUGUUGAGAUUCAGAUUUUGCGGCCCACGUGUCUUACGCCUACAUGACUGAGAACAGAUCACCAAAAGAAGGAGAAUGGUAUUGUUUUUUUCAGUUCAGUUUUUCAGGAGAUAGGUUAACAACCCAGUGAGUUUUACUUGGCGAACGCCUAAAGAUUCCGCUGAUUUUGGUUUCGAAAAUAAUAAUAUUUAUUUCAUUCAAAAGGGGAAAUAGUCAUUGAGAUAUAGAGAGAUGGCACAAAAAAAAACUGAGGGGAAUGAAAUAAAUUAAAACCUCGGUUUUUUUCAGCUGCUGAUUAUACACGAAAGUGAUUGAGAAAAGAAUUUUCUUAAAGUAAUCUGUCGAUCGAGUCGAGGAUCUUUCUAAAGGUGGUCGGCGAAAUGUUGAGAUCAUAUCUAGAGCAGAGUCUAUGCCAAAUUAAAAUGACCGAGAAGUUUUAUUUAUUUAUUUAUUUAUUUCACUCAAACACGAAAAUACAGAGUAUUUGAAAAGGAAGAAUUUGAGUAAGUUUGAAAAAUGAGAACCUGUCUGAACAAGCCGAAAAGGCUGUCGAGGCUUUUUUUUCUGCGCUUGGAAAGUAAUGAAUGCCCAAGACAAUUUUUUGAGUGUUAGCAAUGGAGCGAUUGUUCUUCUACCGAAAAUAUGCACUGAUUUUAGUGUCUCCAGACGGUCAGAACAUGAAGGAAAUUCAAUUUUUCUUCUGAAGAAUAUUUCUCUUGUAACGCAUCGAUAGUUUUUCAAGUAGAACAGUCGGGAGUUGAUUGGCGAGCAGAAGCUAUCAAGGCAAUAAUCUGAAUAUGUACAUAUUGAAGCCCGACCGUGGCGAGGUUCCGUUACACGUUGGGGACGGUGGCGUGGCCUGUGACGCAGGCGUCGAUCUCCGUCAUUCUCGGCGUCUCUUCCCUCUAUUUCGUCGACAGCUACGUCGUCCAGACAUGCUUCCGGACCGUCCUACUCGUCAUUUCCUUCGGUAACUUUUCGAGAUUUGUUGCCUGAUGUUCAGAGAAUCUGUUCAGGAACGAUCCAUGCUCUGGUAUUUCUUCCUCUUCUUUUGCUUCAUUGUCAUAAGCUGUACACGUACUUUAAAAAGUAG
Caenorhabditis auriculariae is the source of this 5859-nucleotide messenger RNA. The record is from the annotation of a GenBank genome assembly. Lineage: Eukaryota; Metazoa; Nematoda; Chromadorea; Rhabditida; Rhabditidae.